UCCCAGUUGGAUGCUCUUACACCCUUUCCGAUUGGCUUUCCUCUCCAAGAGGCUGAACUGUGACAAGACUUCCUUCCGAAGCUGAGAAGCCCCCCUGAGAGAAGUAAGGAAGAAGAUGGCGGCAGAAGGGAGUCGCACGGUGGGGAUCGGGAUGGACUACUCACCGACGAGCAAAGUGGCAGUCCGAUGGGCCGUCGACAACCUCGUCUGCGCCGGCGACCAUGUCGUGCUGAUCCAUGUCCUGUCCAAGUCUGAUCACCACACGGAGAAGCAGCUUUGGGAAGAACAUGGAUCACCUCUGAUUCCUCUUGGUGAAUUUGAGGACAUGAACCUGACGGUGCGAUAUGGGAUCAGCCCGGACGGCGAGGUCUUGGAUAUCCUGCACACUGCAUCCGAGACCAAAGGGGUGAAGGUGGUCUCGAAGAUCUACUGGGGCGAUCCGAGGGAGAAGAUCUGUGAUGCAGUGGAGGAACUGAAGCUGGACUCACUCGUGGUCGGGAGCAGGGGCUUAGGAGCCAUUAAAAGAGUGCUGCUCGGGAGCGUUAGCAACUACGUCGUCGUCCACGCGACCUGCCCGGUCACGGUUGUGAAGUCGAAUGCCUGAUUCGCUGUGGCGUUCUCCCUAAGACAAACCUGUUUGCUUGCUUUGGUGGAAGAACAUUUAGCUCCUCAUGCUUUACUUGCUUUCUUUGGAGAAUAAGCUUCAGUGAGCAAAUAUUACCGAUUUAAUGGAUGUGUUUCUUGGAUUGUCUUAA
This is a messenger RNA of Musa acuminata AAA Group (dessert banana), 755 nucleotides long. Its product is annotated as universal stress protein PHOS32. The coding region runs from base 116 to 604 and encodes 162 amino acids. The record is from RefSeq and is a predicted model, not a curated record. The transcript is spliced from 4 exons. Lineage: Eukaryota; Viridiplantae; Streptophyta; Magnoliopsida; Zingiberales; Musaceae.